ACACAUUUAUAUUUUUCUCUCCGCCUAUACAUACACCCAAAACUGUAUAUCUAUCUCUAUAUUUUCUUGAAUAAACCAUGAAAAAUGCACAUAUUGGGCAAAUUUGGGACCUACCACGCUAACCCAACAUUUUGAUGUAAAUUUUUUCCAAAACUAGACGUGGCUUACGCCAUUAGAAACUAAAUUUCAGUUAGUUGUGAUUCUCACUUCUCUCUUCUGAUUCGUGGGUAUUUAUAUUUGUAGUUUGCUUUAUGUUACUUCAACAAAGAAUCGUGUAGCCUAAAAUCAGAUAUUUCUAGUUUCGGAGCUUGUUCUUCCAUGGGAAAAAAGGGUUUCUUUAAUGGGUUUCAUCAGAAUUUCAAGCAGAGCUUCAAGCUGAAGAUGGUUUCAAUCUUCAAUCUUAUGGUUUAGAUAGUUUCAUAACAGUAGAAAGGUCAAUGCCAACUGGUAUAUGUUUAGCUUGCAUAUGAGAAGAAGCCAGAAGUGAACAAGUGUUUGUUUAUUUUAAGUUUUUCUCUGUUGUUGGAGUUAGAAGAUGGAAAACAUAAGCAUCCAUCUGGGGAAAGAUGAUCAGAACGAUGAAGUUUCGGUGGAAUUCGCAAGUGAAAAUUUAGAAUCAGCUAAUGAAAAUAUUUUGUGCAAAAAAUUUGUAAGAAAAAUAGAGCCAGAGCAUACUCUGUUAUUAAAUGUUAGGAGAUCACGAACUAGUGGAAAUUGCGGUGAAAACUUCCUCCUUCAUAGCGUUCAUGGUUUACAUAGUAAAAUUCCAAUGCAUAUCAUAAGCUUUGAUGAGAAAUACGUUCUUCGUUGCCUUGAAAUGAUACGCACAUACGCAUUGAGGGCAGCAGUACAGAGUUUUUCUUCAAAACUGGAUAUUUUGUCAGAUACCAGCAGAAUUUCAUAUAAAAUGGCUAGGUUAGGCACUCAAUUUCCUUUGGUUGUGGGAACUGAAAACAUUGCCGUAAGCUCUACUAGAGAUUGGAUCAUAAGCAGGGUGACUGGUAGCAAGAGUAUGAUGAACAUCUUGAAGAGCUCAUUACUUCACCAAUUUCGCACUUUGGACAGUGAUGUCAAUUCUGGAAGAAGUAUACUUGAUGCCAGUCGACCAGUUUGUUCAGAUUCUGUGAAUUCUAGCAGUUCAUUGCAUAAGAUACAAAAGGACGUUACUGUUCUUGAUCGUGGAUAUGGAUCUGCACGUGCACAUAAAAGGCACAUAUCCCUAUCAAGCACAAACUCUACUUAUUCUGACCAGACGUCUUCUUCUUUAUCUUCUGCGAUGUAUCAAGGAAUGCUGCAAAUUAUAUGGAAGGAUGGGUUACCACACCUUGUUUUCUCCAUAGAUGACAAGGAAGUCUAUGUAGCCAAUUUGUCCAAGGCUGAGUCACCAGAAGAUAAGAUUUUGGAUUAUGUCUACAUGUUUCAUUCAAGUAAAAAAGGACGCAAAGAAUGUGAUAUUCGUGAACACAAGUUAGAACUCGUCGGGAAGAUGCGAGUUUCUUCUUCAAUCACAUUAUGUUCAAACAACUCGGAAAUACGGGAAACUCAUUAUGUUCUAUUUGGCCUCGAUGGCAAUCCCAUAGGAGAGACACAGGCCUCAAGUAAUGGCCUUGGGAAGAGAUUGACAAGGAAGGUAGUGAAUGCUUUCAGGUCAAAGCAGAGAUCAUCUUCCAAAUUUGAGGGAACAAGUUCAAUCUUUGAAGAUAGUUCUUGUGAACCACCUCAAGGCUUGCAAAAGAGUCUUGAUCCAGAUGAUGGCAGUGCAGAAAAUCAACAUGUUUCAAAUCUUGAGUUGGCAGCCAUUGUUGUGAGAGACCAUUAUUGCAACAGCCGUAAGGAGUCAAAACUUGGAGGAUGGGGGCUAAAAUUUCUAAAAAAUUCUGGAAAUCAUCCAUCUCUAGAGACCUCAAUACCUUCUGAAUUUUGUCCACGAAACAGUGGUGAAUGCUCAACUAGCAUGAACAUUCUCUUGCCAGCAGGUUUUCACGGGGGACCAAGAACCAGAAAUGGAGGUCCUUCAACUCUUAUUGAUAGGUGGAUCUUUGGUGGGGGCUGUGACUGUGGCGGCUGGGAUAUUGGAUGCCCCCUAACAAUACUCAAUGCCACGUCUAGCGACACUGAUGCUUCCUUCCAGUCAGAAAAUUCCGAGGAAUGCAAGUCGUAUAAUUUCUUUAUACAGGGUUCGAAGCGAAACACACCCAUCAUGAAAAUGUUGAACAUCCACGAUGGUUUGCAUUAUAUCCAUUACCAAUCAACUCUAUCGGCACUACAAUCUUUUGCUAUAGCUGCUGCAAUUAUUCAUUCUCAUAGCCCUGCUCUGCGAUCCAAAGUGUACAGCAGUUGAGGGCACAAAGUUCAGGUUUUAGUUUGCACAAAAUACAGCUUUCACACGUGUGAAGUGAUUUACAUAAUUUAUUUACCAUUUGCUAAGAUGCUGAGUCCUGUAUCAUGGUAUCUGCUGCUUCUAAUGCUUAUUUGGCUUCUAUUUUUGAGGUUACUUGGCCUAGUUGUGUAACUAACAUAUCUGCAUUACUUAAUCCAACAUACAGAUUUCCUCU
This is a messenger RNA of Olea europaea var. sylvestris, 2555 nucleotides long. RefSeq lists its product as uncharacterized. The transcript is spliced from 4 exons. Lineage: Eukaryota; Viridiplantae; Streptophyta; Magnoliopsida; Lamiales; Oleaceae. The coding region runs from base 536 to 2341 and encodes 601 amino acids. The record is from RefSeq and is a predicted model, not a curated record.